Messenger RNA from Pseudogymnoascus verrucosus, 1192 nucleotides. RefSeq lists its product as uncharacterized. The record is from RefSeq and is a predicted model, not a curated record. NCBI's taxonomy places the organism in Eukaryota, Fungi, Ascomycota, Leotiomycetes, Thelebolales, Thelebolaceae. Gene Ontology annotation, molecular function: alcohol dehydrogenase (NAD+) activity; metal ion binding; maleylacetate reductase activity. The transcript is spliced from 2 exons. Bases 55 to 1128 code for a protein of 357 amino acids. Gene Ontology annotation, cellular component: mitochondrion. Gene Ontology annotation, biological process: protein histidyl modification to diphthamide.
CAUGAACUUUACUACAAAACAUACUUAUCUAUAUAAUUUAUUCCCUACAGCAAUAUGGACGCUUUUGAAUACAAUGCUUCUCCGGCACGAGUCCUCUUUGGCUCAGGCACGCUAUCCAAACUCCCGGCCGAAGUAGCCCGCCUAAACGUAUCUGCCCCUCUACUUCUCUCAACUCCCCAACAAGCAGAGCAAACUUCGACAUUAAAAGACCUCCUCGAUGGAAAAAUUGCAGGAAUAUUCACGGAAGCAACAAUGCAUACUCCCUACGCCAUUACCGAAAAAGCACUCGCCUACGCCCAAUCCACGAACACAGAUUCAGUCAUCUCAAUCGGCGGCGGCUCCACAAUUGGUUUGGGGAAGGCCAUCGCAAUAAGGACGGGCCUUCCGCAUAUCUGCAUACCGACUACAUAUGCGGGGAGCGAGAUGACGCCGAUUCUAGGAGAGACGGUUGAUGGGCGCAAGACCACGAGGAGUGAUCCCAAGAUCUUGCCCACCACGGUUAUCUACGACGUUGAUCUUACAAUGACAUUGCCUGCAAAAAUGAGUGCGACUAGUGGUGUUAAUGCAAUCGCACACUCUGUCGAAGCGCUCUAUGCUCAAAAUCAAAACCCGAUCAUGUCAAUUCUAGCACUCGAAGGCAUCAAAGCCCUUGCCUCCUCACUCCCUACAAUCAUCCAAUCCCCGUCCGACAUUCCAGCCCGCGAACAAGCACUCUACGGUGCCUGGCUCUCAGGAGUCUGUCUAGGCUCCGUCGGCAUGUCUCUCCACCACAAGCUCUGCCACACGCUAGGGGGAUCCUUCAACAUGCCGCAUGCAGAAACGCACACCAUCAUCUUACCUCACGCACUGGCCUACAAUGCUCCGAAUAUUCCUGAAACGAUGAAGAAACUGGCUGAGGUGCUACCUGGUAGUGAAGGUGAUGCGGUGAAGGGGAUGAAUUUAUUAUUGGAGAAGUUGCAGGUCAAGAGAGCAUUGAGCGAUUUUGGACUGAAGGAGAAGGAUUUAGACAGGGCUGCUGAGAUUGCUCUCGAGAAGUCGUAUUGGAAUCCGAGACCGGUAGAAAAGGAGAAGGUGAGAGAGUUGUUCAGGCGAGCAUGGGCUGGAGAGGAAGCCAGAGCUGAUUUGUAAAUAUCUAUAUGUCUGAUAAUUCAUAUCGAGCCAAAAACAAAGUCUUCGAAAAGGAGUAUGACGA